AUGUCGCAACCAGUGCUUCCGAACACAUCAAACUUUCUUGCUGUCGCACUCGUCAUCAAGAGGUCUCGCGAUGGGCCAAACUUUGUCUUCCACUAUCCUCCACACGUCGCUCCACCCCAGACUCAUCAACCUCACCAUGAGUUGGUCUCAGACUCUCGCGAUAGCGAUGACAUUCUCCUGGAGCGUCUGAAUAAUACCGGAUCAAGGGAUGAGCCUGUUGAUCCCACCUCCAAGACGGAUCAUCUUUCACACCAGAAUUGGGAUGAUCACCAGUUCACCGAGAGUGGUACUCAACUGGUUCCCUGGGAGCGCGUCGUUGGCUUCCCUACGCAAGACCUAGCCAGCGUCUUGACCCCAGCCAAGUCAUUACCACAAGAACGCUCUUCCAACUCUCACUGGAUCCGUUUACUGUGUUUUCGUACCCCAUCCACGUCCCCGAGAUUGGGUGUCUGUUAG
Molecule: messenger RNA, 456 nt
Organism: Verticillium alfalfae VaMs.102
Lineage: Eukaryota; Fungi; Ascomycota; Sordariomycetes; Glomerellales; Plectosphaerellaceae
Exons: 1
Coding region: 1-456 (151 amino acids)
Biological process (GO): TORC1 signaling; negative regulation of TORC1 signaling; positive regulation of autophagy
Cellular component (GO): GATOR1 complex
Source: RefSeq, a predicted model, not a curated record